Molecule: messenger RNA, 1839 nt
Organism: Puccinia triticina
Lineage: Eukaryota; Fungi; Basidiomycota; Pucciniomycetes; Pucciniales; Pucciniaceae
Exons: 5
Coding region: 1-1839 (612 amino acids)
Source: RefSeq, a predicted model, not a curated record
AUGGAAGGCUCCGAGGGCAAGCACCUACUUGACGCUCUCGCUCUUGCUCGCCGGCUAGUCACUCAUCGGAUCAGCGCACCGGGUACAUGCAGGAACCGACUCGACACGCUGGCUCUUGUUCGCCGGCUUGCUAUUCAACCUCUCAACACACCAGUCAUAUGCAGCCAAGGGAUCAAUGGGGUCCCUUGGGUGCAUAUGAUGCGACUCGACACUCUCACUCUCGCUCGUCAGCGCGUUACUCGAAUGAUCAGCGCCCCACGUUCAUUCAGGAACCUGCUUGACACUCUUGCUCUCGUUCACCGGCUCACCAUUCAACCUUUCAACACGCCAGUCAUAUGCAGCCAAGGGGUCAAUGGGGUCCCUUGGGUGCAUAUGAUGCGACUCGACACUCUCACUCUCGCUCGUCAGCGCGUUACUCGAAUGAUCAGCGCCCCACGUUCAUUCAGGAACCUGCUCGACACUCUCGCUCUCGUUCGCCGGCUCGCCAUUCAACCUUUCAACACGCCAGUCAUAUGCAGCCAAGGGGUCAAUGGGGUCCCUUGGGUGCAUAUGAUGCGACUCGACACUCUCACUCUCGCUCGUCGGUGCGUUACUCGAAUGAUCAGCGCCCGACGUACAUUCAGGAACCUGCUCGACACUCUCGCUCUUGUUCGCCGGCUCGCCAUUCAACCUUUCAACACGCCAGUCAUAUGCAGCCAAGGGGUCAAUGGGGUCCCUUGGGUGCAUGUGAUGCGACUCGACACUCUCACUCUUGCUCGCCGGCGCGUUACUCACAUGAUCAGUGCCCCACGUUCAUUCAGGAACCUGCUCGACACUCUCGCUCUUGUUCGCCGGCUCGCUAUUCAACCUUUCAACACGCCAGUCAUAUGCACCCAAGGGGUCGAUGGGGUCCCUCGGGUGCACUUGAUCAACCUAAUCAAUACUCUCGGUCUUGCUUGCCAGCUCAUCACUCUAGUGUUCAACCAGAUGACAAAUCUACUAGAUAUUCGUCAAAAACAAAACAACAAGAUUCUACCCAGAAUCCGCAAUCCGUAUUUCACCAUGAUGGUCGACCCCCCAAUCAAGGUCUUACAGCUGAACAAUAACCCUUUGAAGCCAUUUCUCAUCCAUUCGUCUAAGUACACUUCCAAACGAUUAAUUGUUACAAAUAACAAUGGCUCAAAAACACUGUUUCUUAUUCAAUUCCAUCCACUACACUCAAGCAACUCAAUUGAUCAAGAAGUUGUUGCAAAACUUGCGGAAAUAAUUCAAGACCUAUUCCUGAUGGCUAAAAAUCGACAAGAUAUCAAACCAACCACCAUGAAAAGUGGUAAGAUGCAAGGGAUUGGAUUCCGGGGGGCUUCUGAUGAAGGUGCCAAAGCAGGCACCUAUGCACGCCGGCGUGAUCUUCCUCAAGAUGUCAUAGAGGAGGACAAUCGCCUUUGGGACAAGCUCCGAGAUCACAACCGAUUUUUGUGCAGUCGAGUCAAAAACUUUUCGUUUGAAUCCUUCAAAGAAAACGCCGAAAUCAUCAAGGAAUUUGGCAUCCCAAGCUGGUCACACGAUGAGUGGAAUGAAUUUGAAGACGAAUGCAAUGGAAUAUUCUCCAGCGCCAUUGUCACUCACUCCGACUUCUCAAAUGACGAACACAUGGACGACGAUUUAAACCCCUGGUCAUACGGUUUGUUCAGCUACAUCAACCCUUCAACCGGUGUGCCAAUCGUACCCAAUAGUGAAGCUAUGGUUCCUGGCCAUGCACUCCACUUUCCUGAUUUCAGAUGCGAUAUUGACUUUGGGAUGUUGCCUGAUUUGUCAUCGGCUCAUGCAAAGAGCAAUAGCCCUGAAGAAGCUAUCAGCUGA